Leishmania braziliensis MHOM/BR/75/M2904 is the source of this 3072-nucleotide messenger RNA. RefSeq lists its product as hypothetical. The transcript has a single exon. Bases 1 to 3072 code for a protein of 1023 amino acids. Lineage: Eukaryota; Euglenozoa; Kinetoplastea; Trypanosomatida; Trypanosomatidae. The record is from RefSeq and is a predicted model, not a curated record.
AUGCUCGCCAGUAGGUAUAUGCACGCCGCUGCGUAUCACGCCUCUGCGAAUGAAGCCGAUGAGGACGAGCUGUACGUGUCUACUAUUUCGGCUGAUCGUUGCAGCAGUGACGAUGAGGGAGCGCCGGACCUUAAGGUGGAGGGCAGUCCCAUUCAGCAAGACGGCUCGCCUGAUGUGGGGGAGGUGAGAAGGCUCGCGGAUGUCUCGUACUUCAGUGACUAUGCAGAGCGGGAAGCAGGGCGUGAUGACCAGGCAGCACUGCCAUCUCUAUCGCUGAGUGGCGAUGGGGUCGAUGAAGAAGACAAUGUGUGCAGUCGAAAACUGCUUCCGCACCUCUGUAGAAAUGGAAACGGUCCACAGGCGAUGGCAGACGUCAUGGUGGAAGGAGACGCAGAAGGCUCCUGCGACGUCGAGUACGACUCCACUAUGACAAGGGAUAGAGACGAAUCAUUUCCGACCCCAGUGCUAGAACUGGGCGUUGUUCUUCAUUCAACAAGGAUGAUAGGGUGCGACUCACCCCUGAAGAGUGAGGGAGGGCGCAGGAAGAGCCGGCUGGACCCGCUGCGAUCCCUACCCACACCGUUCUCCAAGGAAUCAGCUGCAGUUCACCUCAAGCAGCCGCAACUGUCGCAGGACGUGUCCUGUUGUCACCAAAAGCUAUCACACUCCCCUCCUCGCACGUCCGAGAGGCGCUUCGAGCGGCAGCCCAACGCACUACCCUAUCGUGGAAGACCUUCUUUGGCCACGGUGCGUGGUAGUGCGGUAGUGCCGCCGUCUCCACCCGCGCCAGAGCUGAACGCUACCGCUUCCUGCAGGGCCGAUCAAGUUCCACGUGGGCGCCGGCGAAUGACCUACGCCUCGUCCUCUCAGGCGUCUACCCUGGACAGUAUCGACGCAGUGCACGUGCUGCCACUCACAGAUAUGCUGAAAAGCAGUAACCCUAAAAGAUGUGGAGGAGGAAAGGGGACACCUACAGCUACGCCGACAACACCCCCGCGCGUGGCUGCGCGCAGCUGUGACGCUCGCGUCUCUCUCUCACCCGAGGACGACAGAGCUGCCGCCAACUCGCCGCCACCACGCCCUCUUGCCAUGCCAGCGAAGACAUCUAUGGCCCCACCGACACGUGAAAACGGCACUCUCAUUCGCGUGAUGCACCCGACCCUCAAUACCACAGAGCUGAUGUGCCCACUGACUCGUGUGGUGCGAGACCGUCCGCCGCGCGGCGCGCCGCUGAUUCUCCAGUGCACGGGUCACAUGCUGACCCCAACGCGGACCAUUCUUGUCGACGACAUAAUGACGGAGGGCGACGAGGGCGAGGAGGAGGGUACCGUGACAGCUGGUCUCUACACCAGCGCGUACACUGAGACAUACGACAGAUCCGACCUCCCCCUCUCUUCUUCCGUCUCAGCAGAUGGGGUACUGCUGCGGAAAGGUGGAGGGGAAGGCGGUAGUGGUAGUCGUGACACCUCGAACCGUUCACCCACGCCGGACCCGGACUUGCACCACGGCCGCACCUGGCAAGCCACUCGCUCUGGAAGCCCACUGGUCUCACUGACGGACGCACAGUUUAUUGGUGGUAAUGCAGCUACAGUGGCCUACCAGCAGCAUCCGGAGCUGCGUCACCACGGCCUCGAUCCCUCGCCUUCUUUGACACCGGCCAAGACAUGGAGAGAGAAAGAGGUGAACGCGGUGCCAGACUUAAUCGACUUCAGCGUGGAAACUGAGGCUAUGGAGGCCAGCUGGCAAGAUGAGUCUCUCGUCCUGUGCGGGUACUCUGUCGAGCCGAUCCGUGUGGGCUGUGACACAAGUGGACCGCCUGAGGUCCGCCCUCAUCACGAAGUACCGCGGUGUCACUCCUUCCCCACGUUCAGCGCGAAUGGCGCUACUGCGCCAGGAGCAGAUUUUCCAAAGGAGAGCAGAGUGCUGUUUUCGGCCUCGCAGGCUGUGGAGCAACUGCAAGCCGGUGCAGAUGGCGUGGAGGAGAGAUGGGCCCGGCUGCCGGUAGCGGCGCCGUGGUUGCCACAUCCCAGACGUCUCGAACGUGACGCAGUUCAGACGGUCGCGCGUGAAUGGUUGCCGCGGACGUACACUCACCCGCCAUCACGCGAGGCAUAUCCUGAUGCUCGCUUUACCGAGGAUCUUCCUCAAACCGCAUUUCCGGAUCCGCACGACGUGCGGCACCUGGUCGAAUCGGUUGAGGAGAUGCCGGGACCUGGCCGCGCCUUUCAUCCUCCAGCGUGGACCUCCAAUGUGCCCAGCGAAGGAGCCGGGGCGCUGGGCGGUUGGGGCUCCGGACUAUCCUUUGGCAAAUCAUGUCAUUUCAGCGAUUCUGGUGAGUUUGCCCAACCCACUCCGUCGUCGCUCAACUCUGCCACUAGGUGUGAGGACCGCAGCCCACUCACAGUGCAACGAGAGCGGAGGAGAAUUCUGCACACGCUACUCGCGCGACAGACGCGCUCUUCAGAGAGCAGUAGGUGUGCUACCGUGUCACACAGGUACGCCGGUGCGCAAGAGAGCAUGCGUUCCGCCCGCCUCAUCGCACCGGCGGCGGACUACGUGGCGACGCAAGAGCAGCUGCGAGAGCAGCGACUUGCAGUGGAGGCAGAGCGAGCGCGACUUGGUCUAGUGAUGGAUAUGUGCGAGGCAGUGCGGCCGCAUGCCCGGGACUUGCUUCUCAUGUUCCUCCUCCUCGUGGAGGAGUCGAACAUCCGAUGUCGGCAUAGGCGACGGGGCCAAGUGCAACGCCGCAGCAAGCCGACAUCGACCCACGACACUGCCUAUAGUUUGCCCCUCAACUCGACGGUGUGGGAGGAGAGUCGAGUUACGUACGGCAUGUGCGCGGAGGCGGUGAACUGCGUGCUGGAGAGACAUGGUGUGACUCGGAUCCGCGCCACCCGAGAGUUGUGCCGCCGUGUGGUUGCCUGGAGUCAGUACCACCGCCACUGCCACAACCUGCCCACUCAGCGGGAGUCACUGCUGGGCUCGCUGCAUGGUACGGCGGAUGACACCUCUGUGGAGUACGCCACCUUUGUUUCCUCUGUGAUGGAGUUUGCGGAGCAGUACCCGGCCUAG